AUGGCAAAGUCAGCAAAGCAAGUCACAGGUAAAGCACCAACAGAUGACACACAGGACAAGAAAAAAUCAAAGAAGAAGUCAUCAUCAAUGUGCAUGGGCAUGAUGUUCAGGUCAGCAAUCAAACGUAUUUCUCGUGAAGUCAGUCCAGAUAACAACAUCAUGCUGACAAAUAACUCGAUCCAGGUUCUUUGUGCAAUUGCUUACGACUUUGUUGACACUGUGGCCGAGCUUGGUGGAGAGAUGGCAAGGAAAGUCGGCAAGCAAACAGUAGGCUCCGAUGAUAUCAUAAGUGCAUUCGAAAUCAUCCUAAAGGGUGAGCUCAGGAAACUUGCAAUCAGGGAAGUUCAUACUGCUCUUGCAAAAAGCCAGGUAAAACCUCGUGGAAAAUAA
This is a messenger RNA of Ordospora colligata OC4, 390 nucleotides long. RefSeq names its product histone H2B-like protein. The record is from RefSeq and is a predicted model, not a curated record. Bases 1 to 390 code for a protein of 129 amino acids. The transcript has a single exon. Gene Ontology annotation, molecular function: protein heterodimerization activity; DNA binding. NCBI's taxonomy places the organism in Eukaryota, Fungi, Microsporidia, Ordosporidae.